AGCGCACAAACACAAACACAGCGAGAGUGAAGAAAUGGAGGCUGCUAAAAAUGCUGGUAAGAGUGUAUCGGCGAUGGAGGCAUUUGAGAAGCUGGAGAAGGUUGGGGAGGGUACCUAUGGAAAGGUGUACAGAGCGAGAGAUAGGAUUACUGGCAAGAUUGUUGCACUGAAGAAGACAAGGCUUCAUGAGGACGAAGAAGGUGUUCCUCCAACUACUCUCCGUGAGAUCUCACUCCUCAGAAUGCUCUCAAGGGAUCCCCACAUUGUCAGGCUGAUGGAUGUUAAACAAGGGCAGAACAAAGAAGGAAAGACUGUUCUUUACUUGGUCUUUGAGUACAUGGAUACUGAUGUCAAGAAAUUUAUUCGUACUUUCCGUGCAAAAGGAGAAACUAUGCCCCUUAAAAUUGUAAAGAGCUUGAUGUACCAGCUCUGCAAAGGGGUUGCUUUCUGCCAUGGCCAUGGUGUAUUGCACAGGGAUCUGAAACCACACAAUCUUCUGAUGGACCGUAAGACGAAUGUGCUCAAAUUAGCAGAUUUUGGACUUGGCAGAGCUUAUACUCUGCCCAUUAAGAAGUACACACAUGAGAUAUUAACCCUGUGGUAUAGAGCCCCUGAGGUUCUACUUGGAGCUACUCAUUAUUCCACAGCAGUUGACAUGUGGUCUGUUGGUUGUAUAUUUGCUGAACUAGUGACAAACCAAGCCCUCUUCCCAGGAGACUCUGAGCUGCAACAACUGCUUCACAUUUUCAGAUUGCUAGGUACUCCUAAUGAAGAACUCUGGCCUGGGGUGAGCAAGUUAGUUAACUGGCAUGAAUACCCCCAGUGGAAACCACAGCCACUCUCAACCGUUGUCCCUGGUCUUGAUGAAGAUGGGAUUCACCUUCUCAGUGAGAUGUUGCAUUAUGAGCCGUCUAGGAGGAUUUCAGCUAAGAAAGCUAUGGAACAUCCCUAUUUUGAUGAUCUCGACAAAACUCCUCUCUGAAAAAAGUCAGCAAUUUGAUCAACAAAACUCGUCUAACCUCUAUCGCAAGCUUUUAUUGCUUUUCUCAAGCAUCUUUUAAUAGUAGUAUCAAUUAGUAUGAUGAUGUGUUUCAUUUCUAAACCUUUUCUUUUAAUAUCAACUGGAUCAAUGUAAGCACAACUAUGUGCAAUGAUAUAUUUUGCUAUCACAUUACUUGGGGUGUUUUGCUGUAAA
Molecule: messenger RNA, 1195 nt
Organism: Solanum lycopersicum (tomato)
Lineage: Eukaryota; Viridiplantae; Streptophyta; Magnoliopsida; Solanales; Solanaceae
Gene: cdkB2
Product: B2-type cyclin dependent kinase
Biological process (GO): protein phosphorylation; regulation of gene expression; G1/S transition of mitotic cell cycle
Cellular component (GO): cyclin-dependent protein kinase holoenzyme complex; nucleus; cytoplasm
Molecular function (GO): cyclin-dependent protein serine/threonine kinase activity; cyclin binding; ATP binding
Source: RefSeq, marked validated